AUUUAUGUUUCUUCUUUGUCUGUGUAGAUCAAGUCCAGUCGGUUGAGGACACAGGCUCAUGUGUUCGUGGCAACGGGAUCGGCUAUACUGGCAUGCAGGUUCGCACCCGCUCAAACCACCUCUGUCAGUUGUGGAUGCUUCAGACACCACACAAGCAUCCUAUGCUACCCUCUGUCUAUGUUGCAGAGCUUCAAAAUGCUGGUUACUCUUGUAGGAAUCCUGGGGGUCUGGGAGAGAGACCUUGGUGCUAUACCAAUCACCCUAGUGUUAGAUGGGAAUACUGUAACAUACCAUCGUGUCUCAAUUGCAGUGAGCUAAUGGUUGAGUCAAAUGAAGGACUCUCUGUUUCUUAUUCAUCAAAUAGUUACAUCAGUACAGCUACAUAUAGUUGUAAAAAUGGCUAUAGCUUAGUUGGGGUUGCUGCAAGGACCUGCUUGAGUAGUGGAAAGUGGAGUGGAAAUCCACCUUACUGUCAAAUUGUCAAUUGCAGUGAGCUAAUGAUUGAGUCAAAUGAAGGACUCUCUGUUUCUUAUUCAUCAAAUACUUACAACAGUACGGCUAUAUAUAGUUGUAAAGAUGGCUAUAGUUUAAUUGGGAUUGCUGCAAGGAUCUGCUUGAGUAAUGGCAAUUGGAGUGGGAACACACCAUCUUGCCAAAUACUUGUAACAUCUUCAGAUCGACUUGGAGUUAUUAUGAAUAUGAUACCAAUGGUGAUAGUCACUGUGACAGUAGGAGUUCUGGUGGUGCUUUUAGUGAUUUUUUUUGCUUGCAUAAUAAAGAAGAGAAAAAGAAUAAAACCAGUCACAAAUGAGGCUACUAGAUCUAUUGCCUUCGAUUGUGAAAAUCAUACUUCUAAUCAACUUAAGGAGAUCUCGUCUGAUUAUAUCAAUCAGUUAUCAAAGCAUUUAAUAUCAGGGUCAAACCUCAAGAUACUGGAGUCUGUUGGUCGAGGUGAAUUUGGUAUAGUGUAUCGUGGGCUGAUAUCAGUAAAAAAUCGCAUGCCACAAGCUAUUGCUGCCAAGACUUUAAAAGGUCUCUACAGUAAGAGUGAUAUUGACUCUCUACUGGAUGAGUGCGUUAUAAUGAUGUCGUUCGAUAAUUUAAAUGUACUACCACUGAUUGGUGUGUGUCUUGAUCUUGGACCAGCUCCAUACAUUAUCAUGCCUUUCAUGUCAAGAGGAAGUUUAUUGUCUUACCUCAAGAAAGAGAGAGCUAAUCUUACAGUAGCUGAUACCAGUGAAGAGGAUAUUAUACUGAAUGUCAGGAAACAGUUACUCUCUAUUUGUUUACAAGUUGCUAAUGGAAUGUGCUACUUAGCUUUGCAGAGAUUCAUUCAUCGAGAUUUGGCUGCUAGAAACUGCAUGAUUGAUGAUAAUGGUAUCAUUAAAGUAGCCGAUUUUGGUCUAUCAGAAAAAAUAUAUUCUCAAAACUACUUCAGACAACUGGAAGUCAAUAACUCAUCACCUGUUAUUAAACUACCGGUGAAAUGGAUGGCAUUAGAAAGCCUUCAUGAUGGACUGUUCUCUGAAAAAUCUGAUGUGUGGUCUUAUGGUGUGUUAUGCUGGGAAGUGUUCAGUCUUGGUAGAGUACCUUAUCCUGGUCUAGAUCCAGUAGGAGUUGUGGAAUUAUUAAAUACUGGUGGGAGACUGUACAGUCCAAAUAAUGAAGCAUGUUCAAAAGAAAUAUACUCACUGAUGAUGUCAUGUUGGUCUGAGUCUCCCAAUGAUAGGCCAGUGUUCAGUGAUUUAGUAUCAUCAAUCAAUGCACUCAUCGAGCCAUUGGCUGGCUAUUUAGAUCUAGAUGUUCAUACUAGUACUGUAUAAAAUGAUAAAACUGUAUGUUCGUUGCAACUUAUAACUUUAUUAAGUAUUUUAUUCUUCAUUUAUGUACUCCAUUAGCAAUUGUGCCAUUUUUCUUGUUAAAAAUUUUCAUUUACUCU
Amphimedon queenslandica is the source of this 1939-nucleotide messenger RNA. Its product is annotated as tyrosine-protein kinase Mer-like. Bases 93 to 1823 code for a protein of 576 amino acids. Gene Ontology annotation, cellular component: plasma membrane; signaling receptor complex. Lineage: Eukaryota; Metazoa; Porifera; Demospongiae; Haplosclerida; Niphatidae. Gene Ontology annotation, molecular function: ATP binding; transmembrane receptor protein tyrosine kinase activity. Gene Ontology annotation, biological process: protein phosphorylation; cell migration; cell surface receptor protein tyrosine kinase signaling pathway. The transcript has 10 exons. The record is from RefSeq and is a predicted model, not a curated record.